Coniosporium apollinis CBS 100218 is the source of this 1620-nucleotide messenger RNA. RefSeq lists its product as uncharacterized. Gene Ontology annotation, molecular function: DNA binding; zinc ion binding. Lineage: Eukaryota; Fungi; Ascomycota; Dothideomycetes. The transcript is spliced from 3 exons. The record is from RefSeq and is a predicted model, not a curated record. Bases 1 to 1620 code for a protein of 539 amino acids. Gene Ontology annotation, biological process: DNA-templated transcription.
AUGAUUGUCGAUGCCACCGCUUCGUUCCCGCCGGCAGGAAUUGCGUAUUUUCUCUUCGACGUUUUCUUCGAUUAUGCCCAGACGAAUUAUUCAUAUGUGGACGAGUGUUCACUCCGCCAGAAGCUCCAGGAUUUCUAUACGCUGACUCCUGUUCUGGGGACCCAUGAUGCGCCCUGGAUCUGCACGGUUCUGAUGAUGUUUGCGGUCGGUACGCAGUUCGCACAUUUGAGCUCAAGGCCCCACGAACAUCACUCGGUAGAGCUCAGCACCGGACAAGAAGAUGCACACUCAGCUGACGACGCUGUUGUGCUUACCUUUUAUCACUCGGCCUCCAGGCUCAUCCCGGAUGUCAUUGCAGCUGCCUCCAUCGACAGUGUCCAAGCUUUCCUCCUGCUUGGUGUAUAUGCUCUGCCUAUUGACGCAGCCGGGUUAUCCUGUACGUAUCUUGGGAUUGCCAUCAGAAUAGCAACUCAGAAUGGCAUGCACCGCAGGUAUCACAAGUACCUAGAACCUCGGCAGAUUGAGCUACGCAAUAGGAUUUGGUGGACUGCAUUCACGCUGGAAAGACGCAUUAGUGUCUUACACGGCCGGCCGGUGUCAGUAGCACGAUCAGAAGUGGACUCAGAUCUGCCAACAGACUUUCCCGAGUUGCGACCAACAACUCGAAUUGACACCUUACCGAAUGUGUUGGCGAUGAUCAAGUUGACGGAUGCUCUGGAGGAUGCUAGAGACAAGCUGUUAUCGUUAAAGAAAGCUCCCAGGAAGCUCAGAUCCACUGUAUUCGGCUCUAUUCUGCAGUCAAAACGAGAAUUGCAGCAGUAUUGGCAGUCACUACCAGAUGCAACCUUUUGCAGAGACUUGACCCCUGACAAACCACUUUUCCGAUUCAAUGUCCACCUGGUCUUGACUUAUCAUCUAAUACACAUCUUUAUUGGACGGUCCUUCAUAUUCAACAGAACAAGAGCUAGCAGUCCUGACACCCCAAUCGAACAGUACCUCGCAGACUGGGUUGAAACGCGGAACGUACUUGUCGCAGAGUGCGUCCAAAGCGCGGAGGCUGUGAUCGAUCUGUGUCAAGUUCUGCAUGAUGAGGUGGGUCUCGCAAGAGCAUCUUAUACCGAGUUCACUUCAUGCUGCGCUGCAAUUCUAGCAGUCCUGGCGCAGCGUAUAUCUGCGGGACCUGUGGGACCUGCGAAUGACCUUCGCCUCCAAAGCGUCUGCAACAAAGGGAUCAAACUUAUCAAGCAGUUGUCAGUCGGCAUCUAUUCCGCAAACUCCGAAAAGCUGGCGGUUGAGGUCUUGGAGAGGGCUUUACACCGACUCGAUCCCCGUGGCCACAAGGAAGCUUCUGAGAGCACACGUAGAUCUGCCUACACGCAAUUCAAGGACUGGGCCGUGCUUCAACAGAGUGAACCGGGAGAAAGGGAACAGGCGAGCGCUUUGGGCCAUGCUGGCAACUUGGCGCCAGCCAGUCACAAUCUUGACGUUCCGGACUUCUCUCAAUCGUCACUGCUCGAGGGCACCGAAUGGUAUGGUGACUCUGGUUGCAACCCCUUCGAGUUGGGUGAACUUGCUUCGGUACCCGGCUUGGACCAGUUGUUCGAGUACGGCUUGCUUUGA